Anopheles merus is the source of this 2680-nucleotide messenger RNA. RefSeq names its product protein giant (gene gt). Lineage: Eukaryota; Metazoa; Arthropoda; Insecta; Diptera; Culicidae. Gene Ontology annotation, cellular component: nucleus. The record is from RefSeq and is a predicted model, not a curated record. The transcript has 2 exons. Gene Ontology annotation, biological process: regulation of transcription by RNA polymerase II. Bases 928 to 2454 code for a protein of 508 amino acids. Gene Ontology annotation, molecular function: DNA-binding transcription factor activity, RNA polymerase II-specific; RNA polymerase II cis-regulatory region sequence-specific DNA binding.
CAGCCCUGCGGAGGAACCCUUUUUGGCAAAUGCGGGGCGAUUGACAUUGCUGUUGGUGUGUACCUGCGUGUGUAUGCGUAUGUGUCUGUGUGUGUGUGUGUUGGUGCAUUGGUGUGAAGCUGAUGAAUCUAUUUUCCACCAGGAGGGGGCCCCUGCUGGACGGUGGUAAACAAAGCACGCGGUUGCUAUGUUUGAACAGUAGAAAAAGCAGAAGAAGCGAGACCUCAAAAAGGGUGCAUCGUGGAAGCAGUAGAAGAGAGAUGGCAAAGCCGUUGAGCAAGCGAGAAGGCAGCAACACACAAACACGGAAAACGUUGAUCGUGCGGAUAGAAGAAUUGCGAACCAUUUUACUUACCCGGCUUUCGCGUCCCUUUUCCGGGAUUGGUCGAGAGUAAAAGGGUGCCGAAAGGGAGAACAAACCCGACGGUCAGCGGUGGAGUGGCACAGAUGGGCAGGGGGUAGAACAUUCGGGGACUGUCUCUUUCUAGUAAAGGGUUUCACACGAGUGCAAUUUUGGCAAAGCCUGCUAGGCGAAACGGGAAGCGAAAGCGGAAAAAGAAUUGCCCACAGGCAGCCGAUUUAAAUACGAAAAGGAUGAGGUGUCGACGCACACGGCACAAUGGUGAAAGGUGGGCGAAACGGGGAUGGUAAUGGGAAGGGGCAGAGGGGUGCGUAGGUGGACGGGCCUGCGCUCGGUAUAAAAGCAAACCGGUGGUCAAGUUCGGAGGUCAGUUCUAUUCAGAUUUCGAGCGGCGAAAGAACUUCUUGCUUGUGACAUUGGGACGCAAGCGUCAAAGAGCGUCAACGGAAUCGUUUGGUGUGCGGAAGCAUUUGUGGAAUCUUUUUUUUUCUGUCGAAAGCAGUGUGAACUCGUUCUGUGUAGUGUUUUGGAGCGAAGUGAAACCAAUCGAACGCUGAUUUGCGAAAAUGAUGGCUCAAUUUAUGAUGGACUUAAAAACAGAACCGCGCCUCAGCCCAUCGCUCUACUCGCCCGCAUCGCCCAAAAUGGCCGACUCGAACGGGCGGCCCCAGUCGACCGAUUCCGGCGUGCUGGACCUGUCCAAGCGGCGCGACUCGCUGGACGCUACCCGCAAAACACCCUCGCCCGCUUACCACUGCUUCAGCGAGGUGGCCGGUACACCGCCCCCAAGCAACCACAGCUCCCCGCAGCAGUGCGAAGUGACCGAUUCCAACAACCCGGAAAGCAGCCUGCUGCUCAACUACAGCGAACUGGUGCGAGCUCGUCGCCUGUCGCCCACCAAAUCACUGCUCCAGUUCGAUGAGCUUGCGCACCACCACACACCGAGCGCGCAGCUCCCCCCAGCAGUCCAGCAAGCAUUCCAUCGGCACGGACUGGGCCUGUCCAAACCGGAAACGGACAUCCUUCAGCAGCAUCUUCUUCAGCAGGUCCACCGAGCUGGACCUAUUCCGGCGUACCUGCUGCCUGCCUCUGCGCUUCAUCAUCACCAUCACCAGCAGCAGCAGCAGCAACAACAGCAACACCAGCAGACCUCUCCGGCACCCUUCUCUCCCAGCCCGAUCCGUCUGCGCGAACUGGACGCACUGUCCGAGUCCGGUUCGGAGGGCACGUCCCUUGUCAGCUCGAGCCAGCGCAAGCCGAAGGAACUGGAAGACGGUACCGUGCCGAAGGACGGCCAGCAGCAGCAGCAGCAGCAGCAGUAUCCGAUGGUGGUCGGCCGGGACGGUAAGCUGUCCCGCCCGUUCAAGGCGUACCCGCGCGAUCCGCUCAGCCUGGCGGCCGGUUUCGUUGCCAGCGACACCAUCCUCGAUACGAACUCCGCCGAAAAGUACAACCUGUUCCGGAAGCGCAUGCUGGAGCAGAUACACGCCGCCAACGGUGGCCAGCCGACCGUGUCCAAUCCGAAGAUGCGCCGGCUAGCCAACGCGUCCUCCUGCAAAUCGUCCUCCUCCAAUGCACCGUCCGCCGCGAUGUCCGACGCAUCGUCCGAAUCGUGCGAUGAAAAACCGCCAUCGGUCGAACACGUGGGUUCGAAUCGCGCCCUACUACAGCAGCACCAUCGUAGUAUGAUGGCGGGUAGCGAAAUGGCGCAACGUGUCGCAACCACCAAUCAGCGCUUGAUGACGACGCCAUCGUGCAAGGAUGCUGCUGCUGCUGCUGCGGCGUGUGACGUCAUUGGUUCGUCGGAUGCGUCGGGGGCGGAGUCAAGCGCAACGAUCGCAGCGGCACCAAGCAAUGGCAGCAGUGGCAACACCAGCAGCACAUCGGUGAAAGAUUCGGCCUACUACGAACGGCGCAAGAAGAACAAUGCCGCCGCGAAAAAGUCGCGCGACCGGCGGCGCAUCAAGGAGGAUGAAAUAGCGAUCCGGGCCGCGUUUCUCGAGCGGGAAAACAUUGAGCUGAAGUUUGAGCUGGCGGCCGCCCGGAAGCAGCUCGCACUGUACGGCGUGACGACGUCGGUUGCCGCUUCGUAGGACAUUGGCCUAUUGGGUGUGUAAAUAGAGGGCACAGUUGAAUUAAUAACUAUUGUACAGUGAAGUGCUGAAAGCGGGACGAGGAUGCAUUCGCUUGACGCGAUCGUCCGAUGCACGCAUUUUAGCGCGUUAGAAUAAGGGUGGUAACUAAGUAGGCGGAAGUGUUUUGGGGAUUUUCCCACCCCAACUCUUCGAUGACUGAUACCUGCAAGCAGUAUUCAUUAGU